Syngnathus typhle (broad-nosed pipefish) is the source of this 2670-nucleotide messenger RNA. It is a transcript of the gene hpn, whose product is annotated as hepsin. Gene Ontology annotation, biological process: proteolysis. Gene Ontology annotation, molecular function: serine-type endopeptidase activity; serine-type exopeptidase activity. Lineage: Eukaryota; Metazoa; Chordata; Actinopteri; Syngnathiformes; Syngnathidae. Bases 339 to 1616 code for a protein of 425 amino acids. Gene Ontology annotation, cellular component: membrane. The record is from RefSeq and is a predicted model, not a curated record. The transcript is spliced from 14 exons.
CCUCCUCUUUUGCCCCUCACUCAAGACGCGCACUUUAGAACGACGCAACUUCGACUAAAGUUAUCCGAAGUCAUUUUUCGUGCAAUUUGCUCUUUCUGAUGGUGUGGCACUUUCUAUUGCUAACUGACGCAAGUGCCAGAAAAGAAGAAGAAGAAGAAGAAAAAGCCGACGUCCAAAACCUUUUCUGGCUUUUUCAGGGCUUUGGAAGUCAGUUUAAUUCUGAAGGGAGCUGCCAGUACACCUGCUUUCAGAGGAGACAAGGAAAUCAAGGGAGUUGAGAGGAAGAAGAGCCAGGAAGAGGACAUCUAGAGUUGCCACCGCUCUCCUACUCUGCAGAGAUGUAUGCGGAAAAAAUUGUAAAAGAGGGGAAGAUGGGGAACAGGGGGAUCUCUCUCACUUGUGUGUUGACCCCUUGCCGCCUGAUGGGGGUGUGUGUGAUGCUGAUGACCUUGGGAGCCAUUGGAUCAGCAAUCUGGGUCAUAGUCACGUACUGCUCUGUGGAGGAAGACACAGGAUACUAUGAUGUCCAAGUCAAUUCAGCUGACCAACAUCUGAGAGUGUUGGACUCGACUCAGAAGAGGUGGCGUCAGGUGUGUUCGUCCUCGGCCAAUGAGCUUCUGGCUCGCGUCAGCUGUGCCGAAGUGGGCUUUGUCAGCGUGGUCAAUUACUCCAUUACGUCUGUACAAGAUGGCAGCGACGGCGGCUUCUUCUGCGUCCGACCCGAAGAGCUACGCUACGGCAAGAAAAUUAAAGACUCUUUGUUCCCAUGUGACUGCGAGAGCAAGGAGGUGGUCACGUUGCUGUGCCAAGACUGCGGAAGGCGUAGUUUUGCAGCAGAUCGCAUCGUCGGCGGCGUGGAGGCGCGCCAGGGCAUGUGGCCGUGGCAGGUCAGCUUGCAGUACGAUGGAGUUCAUCAGUGCGGAGGUUCAAUCAUCUCGGACCGCUGGAUUGUCACCGCGGCUCAUUGCUUCCCCAAGCGCAAUGGCUUUAUUAGUCAUUGGCGCGUAUUGAUGGGCUCCAUCUACAACAAAGCAGCCAAUGCCAACGUGGCCGAAGUGAGAACCAUCGUUUACCACGGCAACUACCUGCCCUUUGUGGUCAAUAACAUUGACGAUUACAGCAGCGACAUUGCUGUGCUUGCCCUCGCUAAGCCCAUCACCUUCAAUGAAUACAUCCAACCCAUUUGCCUGCCGGUGUACGGCCAAAGAAUGAGGGAUGGACAGAUGGGCACAGUCAUAGGCUGGGGGAGCUUAGGAGACUCUGGUCAUCAAACGGAGGUUCUGCACGAGGUCAACGUGCCCGUCAUCAGCGACGCCAUGUGCAAUGCGCCUGAUUACUACUACAAUCAGAUCACUGGCAGUAUGUUCUGCGCUGGCUUUGAGAAGGGAGGUGCCGAUGCCUGCCAGGGAGAUAGCGGCGGGCCCUUUAUGGCCGAGGACCGCUUGUCCAAAUGCAGCCGAUACCGUUUGCUGGGGGUGGUGAGCUGGGGAAUCGGAUGCGCCACGGCCAAGAAGCCCGGCGUCUACACCACCGUCUCCCGAUUCCUGCCCUGGUUAUCUAGCGCCAUGAGGAACUAUAACAACUCACCGGGGAUUCAUAAAAUGGCACGGACAUGAUGUUGCUACGCUUAUGCUUACUGCUUCUCCCACUACAGAGUCAAUAGGAAUGUUUUGGAAGUUCUCAUCUUUUCAGUUCCUGUUGUUGUUGGUUUUUUUGCUCCUUAUGUUCCUUAUUUCUGCGUUCUAAAUUUGUUUCGUACAAAAGUCAAAGGCAGGCUGACAAGCUGGUGUCCUCUGCUGCCACAUUCGCACUUUUAUCAGACACUACAGUAGCUUAGUAAAAUAAUCCUGAAAAAAGACAAAUGCACCCUUCGUGAUAGACAAAGCCAGGCUCACGUUCACUCUAAAAAAUGAAGCAUCUACAAAUGCGCUUCUAUUCUCUGGUUAGCACCAAAUGGGUUACAUUUCUCAAAAACCCCAUGGUGCCAUAUUCAUGCAUGAUAUAUAGGAUUAGUCAUGAGAAAGCCUGAAGAAGAAGGAAAAGAAUGGUGGUGUGCAAUGGUGCUACGUAGAGCCAGGGGUGCUCUAUCCAACCAGGAGUGCAAUAUGAAACUCAGAAGCACCUUUAUUUUUUAGAGUGUUAUUGGACUUUUUUUUUUUUUUUUGCGGCAGCAAGUAAAGGUAAUUUUAACAAGUUGCUCCAAAGGCAAUGAUGUUCUUACCACCUCCUUCCUUAACUAUGUCUGAAGAUUGAGGUUAAAGUGCUCAUCUUGAAACCCGUAUUGUGCGCGUUUGUAAAUAAUGCUUGAUGUUUUGUUUAUGUAGCAUGUUUUACCAAUAAAAUGACCAUUGCGUCAUGAAUUAUGUUCUCAAAUAUAUUUAGUCAAAGUAUGUGCUGUAAUGACGACACAAGUAUUUUAGAGGUGAGAAGAAUAUUGGAGGUCAUUUAUCCACAUUGUUCCCCCCCACGUUCUUUUCGGAAUAUCCAGUGAUGUAGCUGUAAGAAAAAAGUACCCCCGCCCCCUUUUAGAAAGAAACCCAAUGUAAAAGAUCCUUGCAGAAAUAUUUGCAAUACAAAAAUAUGAUUAUUGUUACCGGCACUGUAUUAUGAAAUGUAUUGAUUUGAAUGUCAUCAAAAUAAAUACUCCACCUUAAUUGAAAGGACUUGUAA